This is a messenger RNA of Aspergillus campestris IBT 28561, 3402 nucleotides long. It is a transcript of the gene pkcA, whose product is annotated as protein kinase c. The record is from RefSeq and is a predicted model, not a curated record. Gene Ontology annotation, molecular function: diacylglycerol-dependent serine/threonine kinase activity; ATP binding. Lineage: Eukaryota; Fungi; Ascomycota; Eurotiomycetes; Eurotiales; Aspergillaceae. The annotation marks the transcript as partial. Gene Ontology annotation, biological process: protein phosphorylation; signal transduction; fungal-type cell wall biogenesis. The transcript has 8 exons.
UCCCCCCCCCCCCACCCAACCAAUCCACUCCUGAUUGAAUCGCCGUCGCAUCCCACCUCUUCCAUCAUGGACGGCGAAGACCUCAUCGCCUCGGUCUACCGCAAGAUCGAGCGGGAAAAGGCCCUCAUCACCGCCGCCUCCAAUAUGCGACAGUCCACCGAUAAUCCGUUGGUACAGCAGAGGGUGGAUGCGAACAUCCGCGAUGGCCGGAAAAACAUUGCCUACCUGGAGGAGAAGAUGAGGGAGCUACAACUGCGUCGGAUCGAUCAGGAUGGUGGCUCCCCCACUGAUAAACGUCUCCCGUCGCCUCCCCCCAAGGACAGUGCCGGUGGUGACAAUGACGAGUAUGGAGAGCCCUCCAGCGCUCAUCAUCCCCACGGAGGUGCCGGCUCCAUGCCGACCGGUGCUCCCUUCAAGGAUCCUCGACCGUUUGCUCCUGUGCCCAAGGCGCGCCCGAAUUAUACGAAGCUUGAUCUGAUCAAAUACGACACGUCUUAUCUCGGCCCCAAGAUUCAGCUCAUGUUGUCCCAACUCGAAUUCAAGCUGAGCGUGGAGAAGCAAUACAAGGCCGGCAUUGAGAAGAUGGUUCGCCUAUACCAGGACGAGGGCGACAGGAAGAGUCGUGCCGACGCCGAGGGUCGGCGCAUUGAGAGUAACCAGAAGAUCCAACUGCUGAAGCAGGCUCUGAAGCGAUAUGAGGAUCUCCACGUUGAUAUUGAAUCGACUGAUACCCCCGAUGACGAAAGUUUAAGCACUCCCAACUUGCGCAAACCCCUCACCGGUCUGUUGACCAUGCGCAUCCAGGCCGUCAGCGAUGUCGAUCAUGCUGCCGGCUCCAGAUUCUCCAGAGGGCCCGAGACCUCCGUCGUCCUCAAGGUCGAGGAUGCCGUUAAAGCCCGGACCAAGCCCACUCGCACCGAUCGAUGGCAGGACGAGACCUUCAACCUUGACAUCGACAAGGCCAACGAGAUCGAACUGACCGUCUACGACAAGUCGGGCGACCGCCCCACCCCGAUCGGCAUGCUCUGGCUGCGCAUUACCGACAUCGCCGAAGAGAUGCGUCGCAAGAAGAUCGAAAUGGAACUGAACCAAUCCGGCUGGGUGUCGGCCGACAGGAUGGACCACGGAAGCGGCUCAGGACGCCCGGAUACUGCAGGUCCCAUGAGCCCUGGUCACAGCUCGGCCUCGGGCGGACCCCCUGGGGCCGGUCCUCAAGGCCAUGGCGGUGCGCCCCCCGGCGCGCCAGGUGGAAACAACGCGCCGAUGAUUGAAUCGUGGUUCGCAUUGGAACCCGUGGGUCGCAUUUAUCUGUCGAUGAGCUUCGCCAAACAACUCAAGGACCGCCGUCCGUUCGACAUCGGUCUCAACCGCCAGGGUGCCGUGCGCCAGAAGAAGGAAGAGGUCCACGAGAAGCAGGGUCACAAGUUCGUCACGCAGCAGUUCUACAACAUCAUGCGCUGUGCCCUGUGUGGCGACUUCUUGAAGUAUGCCGCGGGCAUGCAGUGUGCCGACUGCAAGUAUACCUGCCACCGCAAGUGUUAUCCCAAGGUCGUCACCAAAUGUAUCAGCAAGGCGAACUACGAGACCGACCCCGACGAGGAGAAGAUCAAUCACCGCAUCCCCCAUCGCUUCGAGGGCUUUUCCAACCUGUCCGCCAACUGGUGCUGCCACUGUGGUUAUUUGCUGCCGUUCGGGCGUAAGAACGCCAAGCGAUGCACAGAGUGCGCUCUUACUUGCCACGCCCAGUGUACACACUUGGUACCGGACUUCUGCGGCAUGUCGAUGGAAGCAGCCAACCAAAUCUUGGAGACCUUGAUUCGCGCGAAGAAUCACAACAAAUCCACCUCUGUUAGUUCUGGCCUCAGCGGCCGCACCCUUCGAUCAGCUGGUCCGCCUCCGGGCCCUUCGGACAACGCCGCCCUUGCCUAUCCACAGAAACCCAUCGAGGCCCCACCCAGGACACCUCAAAGACAGCCUUCCGCCGAAGCCAUAAGCGCCGCGACUAACUCUUAUAUGCCUCCGCAGUCCCCGACAGCCGCACAGCGACAGCAAAUGCCCCCACCGAGGACUUCCUCGGCCAGCCCUGCCGCCGCUGCUGCCGCCGCGGCGACCGGCCUACGCUCUCCACAGCAAGUAGCAGAACAAAGCCGUCCCGCCCCGCCCCAGCCCCAGCAGCCCCAGACCCCCACGCACGCUCCUUACGACCCUAGUGUGUACGCAUCCUAUCAGCAGCAGCCCAUGUCGCCUCAGGCCAUGCAGAAGGUCGGGAGCCCGUACGGCAUGCCCCAACAGCAGCAACAACCGCCCGCGCCCGUCAUGCCGCAGCCGAUGGCGGUGAAAGAAGAGGUGCCGCCGCCGCAGCAAAAGGUCCGGAUCGGACUGGAUCAUUUCAACUUUUUGGCCGUGCUCGGUAAGGGUAACUUCGGCAAGGUUAUGUUGGCGGAGACCAAGGGCAACAAGAAGCUUUACGCGAUCAAGGUGCUGAAGAAGGAGUUCAUCAUCGAGAACGACGAAGUGGAGAGCACCAAGUCCGAAAAGCGCGUCUUCUUGAUUGCGAACAAGGAGCGUCAUCCUUUCCUUCUCAACCUGCACGCCUGUUUCCAGACCGAAACCCGCGUGUACUUUGUCAUGGAGUACAUCAGCGGUGGUGAUCUGAUGCUUCACAUUCAGCGCGGCCAAUUCGGCCUGAAGAGAGCCCAGUUCUACGCGGCGGAAGUUCUGCUGGCGCUCAAGUAUUUCCACGAGAACGGCGUCAUCUACCGUGAUCUGAAGCUGGACAACAUCCUGCUGACCCUGGAUGGUCACAUCAAGAUUGCGGAUUACGGUCUCUGCAAGGAGAACAUGUGGUACGGAGCCACCACGAGCACGUUCUGUGGUACUCCUGAAUUCAUGGCCCCUGAGAUUCUGUUGGACAAGAAAUACGGUCGUGCGGUUGACUGGUGGGCAUUCGGUGUGCUCAUCUACCAGAUGCUUCUGCAACAAUCCCCCUUCCGUGGUGAAGAUGAAGAUGAAAUCUACGACGCCAUUCUGGCGGAUGAGCCCCUGUACCCGAUCCACAUGCCCCGCGAUUCCGUCUCGAUCCUGCAGAAACUGCUCACGCGCGAGCCCGAAUUGCGACUGGGGUCCGGACCCACCGACGCGCAGGAGGUCAUGUCGCAUGCAUUCUUCCGGAACGUCAACUGGGAUGACAUCUACCACAAGCGGGUUCCGCCACCCUUCCUCCCCACCAUCACCAGUCCUACCGAUACCAGCAACUUCGACCAAGAGUUCACCAGCGUUACCCCCGUUCUCACGCCCGUGCAGUCAGGUAAGGAGCCCAUCAUCCCCCGUUCCUACCCACAAGGUGCUAAUAUCUUUUUCUCCCAUCACAGUCCUGUCCCAGGCGAUGCAAGAAGAAUUCCG